This is a messenger RNA of Apis mellifera (honey bee), 1132 nucleotides long. RefSeq lists its product as uncharacterized. Lineage: Eukaryota; Metazoa; Arthropoda; Insecta; Hymenoptera; Apidae. Gene Ontology annotation, cellular component: extracellular region. The transcript is spliced from 3 exons. Bases 112 to 636 code for a protein of 174 amino acids. The record is from RefSeq and is a predicted model, not a curated record. Gene Ontology annotation, molecular function: chitin binding.
UCUACGGGACGGAUCACCAGUCUUCGUCCAGGAUCUUCGUUUACACGCAACGAAAAAACAACUUUGUUCCAAUCUCCAUAUACAUAUAUUCCUCUAUUCCUCUCGAAAAUCAUGAUUCGGCAAACUUGUCUAAUUCUGCCCCUCGCCCUCCUCCUCACCGUCGUUUGGACUUUUCCUCAACAGCCCAAGUCAAGGAGGCCGAUCCCUCAGUUCAAGAACAAGACCGGGGGCUUGGAACUACCCGACAACGCCACGCUGAUCCGGGAGAAUAUCGUCGACAAUUUCUCCUGUCAAGAUAGAAUUUACGGAUACUACGCAGACAUGGAGAACGAUUGUCAAAUUUUCCACGUUUGCAUGCCACAGAUCAGGGGUUCGACCAGGUGGAGCUUCAUCUGCCCCGCGGAGACGGUAUUCAAUCAAGCGACGUUCGUUUGCACGAAAACGGAAAACUCAAUACCGUGCGAGGAGUCUGAGAAAUUCUACAACUUGAACGAGGCGAUUGGCAAGGAGGUGGAGGAAGAGGAAAACGACACGGAGGAGCGGCCUGCGAAGGAAUCGGACGCGGAACCGAUUUCGAGCAGACCUCCAACGUCCAGGACGUCGAGGAUCUCGAAGAAAAUAUCACGGGAUCAGUGAUCUCUUGCGAUCGUUGAGAAAUGCGGCUGUUUGUAUAUGUGUGUGUAUGUGUGCGUGUGGGUGGAAGAGAUCGAAUUUGCGAAGAACUUUUGAAAGAAAGAAAAAGGAAAAAACAAGAUUAAUUACGCUUGCUCGACGAAAAGCAAAGAAUAAGUUAGUAUUUAAGUAUUGAUAUUUAAAUGUAGAAUAAAAAUUAUAUCGAAAUGUACAUUUGAAUUGUUAAAAAGAUAUAUAUAUAUAUAUGUAUAUUUGUAGAUUGGCGAAAGCGCACAGAAAAUAAAGGGAUUAGUAGUCUCUGCAACAAAUUUUAUUGCGUGUACAAUGAUACGAGUUAAUUAAUUAAUACUGCUACUUCGGUAUUCGGUAAUUAAGCAAUCACACGUAUAAAGAAGUUUACACAAAUGUCCCAAGCCUAGAACGAAACGGAAAGUGCGACGACGGUGCAAAAGAUGAAUGCGAUUAAAAGCAAAAAAAGAAAAAAAAAAAAAAAAAAAAA